UAAUUAAUCUCUACGCUUCUCUCUCUGCAAUUACUUCCUGAGAGUCUCUCUCUUUCUAAAGUAUUGAGUAUUGCUGACUUGAGCGUUGGAGUGUUUUCCCCGAGGAAACAUCCUCGGGAUUUUCAGGUGUAGAAGCAGCUGAAGACUUCAACAGUGUUGGAUUGUGAAGCUGCCCAAACAUUUGGCGCCGUCUGUGGGAAACUGAACAAGAAGUUGCGUAGCUUGACCCGCUUAAAGGCAAAAUGGUUCGCACUUUUACAGGAGGUCGCCCUCCAAGAAAUGAAAUGGACGAGAAGGAGGACGUUCAACUGCCUGAACCCGGCUUAAAUGAUUUGAGACCAAUGCCCAGAAACCUCUUUGUUGGGGGAGCAGAACAGGAUCACCUAAGCGAAACAGACGAUGAUGAAAGAACACCAACUGGGUAUGCAACCCAGCCUGAACAGUCCCAAGAUCCAACAAGACCAAGACCUUCCAGACCAUACAAUUCACAGCAUGAACGACCUGAAAGCGACUCGAAACUCCCCCGCUUUAAGCAACAUAAUAGUGCCAACAGGCCAAGGGGAAGGGGGAAGCUAAAUAACGAGCCCAGCUCGUCCAAACAUAGUGAAGAACUGAUGAGGAAGAAUGCAGACCUGGAAAGGCAGCUAAGGGACGUACAGAAAUCUAUAGAUGAGUUGAAAAGCCCCAGGUCGCACCAGCAGACUCUCGAUUUGGAUAGUGCACCUUUAAACCUAUCCAUCACAGCAGAGCCGUAUCAAGAAGGAUUCAAAAUACCCCACUUGGAAACAUAUGAUGGCUCAGGCAACCCUGAUGAACAUCUGCACACUUAUCAAGCCAUCAUGAGAAUCCAGAAUGCCAAUGAUGCCAUGAUGUGCAAAGUGUUCCCAGCAACACUCAAAUCAACAGCCAGGAGAUGGUAUCACAAACUCCCCAGACAUUCCAUAGACUCGUACUCCCAGCUCGCCAAGCUAUUCUCCAACAAAUUUGCGAGCCAAAGGGAGAUUAAACGUACAGCGACUGAACUAAUGCAGGUUCAUCAGAAAGAAGGAGAAUCUUUGAGGGACUACAUGCAACUGUUCAACAAAGCUACUUUAGACAUUGAUAACGUCCCCGAUACCAUUUGCUUAUCUGCCUUGUUGCAUGGUUUGAAGCCUGGCCGGUUCCUGGACGACUUGCUGGAGAAUCCACCCAAAUCGUGGAAUGAAGUGAAUGAUAGGUCGGCAAGCUUCAUAUUGUUCGAAGAUUUUCAAUCUUCUAAGAGACGAGCUGAUGACAAGCAGGGAAAAGAGCCCAAGCAACCUGAAAACAGAGAUGACAAAAAGAAACAGAAGGUUGGCGAGCAGAGAGGGAAACCGCCUUCCUAUCCAAAAUAUGACAGCUACAUCCCCCUGAGCUCGUCACGAUCCCAGAUACUGGCGCAGAUACAGCACUGGGUCAAGAGACCCCUUCCACAAAUGCACGAUUCUUCACGAGCUGACAGAAGCAAAUACUGCGACUAUCACCGUGUCUACGGUCAUAACACAGAAGACUGUCAGAGUCUGAAGGAUGAGCUCGAAUUCUUAGCUCGCAAUGGGAAAUUGGAGGGGUAUGUGCAAAAGCCUUUUGUUCGGCAACCCACCCAGACCCACUUUGUACAAGAGUACGGCCGAUCUCAAGCACCUGGAUAUCAUCUCGGUAAUAAUCCAAAUCCUUACCAGGCAGGCCCAGACUCGUCUGAGCCGAACAGAGCAUACAGGGGACGCCCGUUCAAUAGACGUGAGCAAGGACAGAAAGCACCUGUACAGAAUCCAAAGGACCACAGGGGGGUUGGGUAUGGUGGAAUACCCCCGCCAUCUGGCACAAUCAAUAUGAUCUCUGGUGGUAUGCACUUUGGGGGCCAGAGUGCCCGGGCCCGCAAGGCAUAUGCCCGCCAGGUGAUGACGGUCAACAAAAACAGGCCCUUGAAGCGGCCGUUCGAGGAUGCAGAGUGGGAGAAUGCAGCUAUCACAUUCAGCCUAGCAGAUUAUAGGCGAGCAGACGGGGAGCCCGACGUUAUGAUGCCUCACGCAGAUCCAUUUGUGGCAGCAGUCCAUAUAGGUAAUCAUAACGUCAACAAGGUCUUUAUUGAUACGGGUAGCUCGCCAGAUAUCCUUUACUGGAGCUGCUUCCAGAAGAUGCAAUUGAAUCCGAACUCGCUGCAGAAGUAUGAAGGACCCAUCUACGGGUUUGAUAAUCAACCCGUCCAGGUGGAAGGGGUCAUAACUCUACCCAUCUAUGUGGGCUCAGAGCCGCGCUUCAAGAUGGCUUCGGUCAGCUUCUUGGUCGUCAAAAUGGAGUCAGCAUUCAACACCAUAUUAGGAAGGGCUACUCUAUGCGAGUUGAAGGCUGUUAUUUCACAGCCCCAUCUAUGCAUGAAAUUCCCAACGCCUCAGGGGGUAGGAGUGCUAAAGGGGAAUCAAAGGAUGGCCAAGGCAUGUUAUCAGGAUACGUUUAAGAAGGUUGAGCUCGCUGUAGCCCCUGGAAACUCUGAAAGUGGUAGGCCGACUCAGCUCGGCCAGCAGACAAUGAGCAUCUCAGACAUUGAGCAUCUCAGACAUUGAGCAUAGACCUGAGGGCGUUGAACAGAAAGUAGAGCCGGUAGAGCCGGUAGAGCCAGUAGAAACUGUUCCUCUAAACCCUGAUGUGCCGGAAAAAACAGUCAAGAUCGGCACCAAGCUCACAGAGGAAGAAUGAGCAGAGCUUCUGGAGUUUUUGAGGGUCAAUCAAGAUGUAUUCGCAUG
This is a messenger RNA of Rubroshorea leprosula, 2759 nucleotides long. NCBI's taxonomy places the organism in Eukaryota, Viridiplantae, Streptophyta, Magnoliopsida, Malvales, Dipterocarpaceae. The record is from the annotation of a GenBank genome assembly.